Sphenostylis stenocarpa is the source of this 1428-nucleotide messenger RNA. NCBI's taxonomy places the organism in Eukaryota, Viridiplantae, Streptophyta, Magnoliopsida, Fabales, Fabaceae. The record is from the annotation of a GenBank genome assembly.
AUGGGUAUGAUGGAAGAGGAGAGUAGCAAUAGCAACAUAGAAGGUGGAGCUUCGCUACCAUCGUCAGGUUCAGACGCCAAGAAGCGAAGCGUCACAUACUUCUACGAGCCAACCAUCGGCGAUUACUACUACGGCCAGGGCCACCCAAUGAAGCCGCACCGCAUCCGCAUGGCUCACAACCUUAUCGUUCACUACUCCCUCCACCGCCGAAUGGAGAUUAACCGCCCUUACCCUGCCUCCCCCGACGACAUUCGCCGCUUCCACUCCGAUGACUACGUCCACUUCCUCUCCUCAGUCUCCCCUGAGACCCUCGCCGACUCCGCCUUCUCGCGCCAACUCAAGCGCUUCAAUGUUGGCGAGGACUGCCCCGUCUUCGACGGCCUCUUCAACUUCUGUCAGGCCUCUGCCGGCGGCUCCAUGGGGGCUGCCGUCAAACUCAACCGUGCUGACGCCGAUAUCGCUAUCAACUGGGCCGGCGGCCUCCACCAUGCCAAGAAGUCCGAAGCCUCUGGAUUCUGUUAUGUCAACGACAUUGUUCUCGGUAUCCUCGAGCUUCUCAAAGUUCACAGGCGUGUUCUGUAUGUUGACAUUGAUGUUCACCACGGUGAUGGAGUUGAGGAGGCCUUUUACACCACUGAUAGAGUGAUGACAGUUUCUUUUCACAAGUUUGGGGACUUUUUCCCAGGCACAGGGCACAUCAAAGACGUUGGGGUGGGCUCAGGAAAGAAUUAUGCUCUCAAUGUCCCAUUAAACGACGGAAUGGAUGAUGAUAAUUUUCGUGGUCUGUUUCGAACUGUGAUUCAUAAAGUCAUGGAGGUUUAUCAACCUGAGGCAGUUGUUCUUCAAUGCGGAGCUGAUUCAUUAUCUGGUGACAGGUUGGGUUGCUUCAACCUGUCUGUGAAAGGUCAUGCAGAUUGCCUUCGUUUCCUUAGAUCUUUCAAUGUUCCUUUAAUGGUCUUGGGUGGGGGUGGAUAUACAAUUCGAAAUGUUGCCCGAUGUUGGUGUUAUGAGACAGCAGUGGCAGUCGGAGUUGAGCCUGAUAACAAGUUGCCUUAUAAUGAAUAUUACGAAUAUUUUGGUCCAGAUUAUACUCUCUAUGUCGAUCCAAGCAAUAUGGAGAAUCUAAACACACCCAAGGAUAUGGAAAAAAUAAGGAACACACUACUAGAACAGAUCUCCCGACUUCCCCAUGCUCCCAGUGUACCUUUUCAGACAACACCACCUACCUUACAAAUUCCAGAAGAGGCUGAAGAGGACGUGGAUAGAAGACCAAUCCUUCGCAAAUGGGAUGGUGAAGAUUAUGAUUCUGAUCCUGAUGAAGAUGGACAGGCUAAUUCCAAGUUCUCAAACGUCACUGCCCAUGUGAGGGACAUUGCGGAUGAAAUGGAAGAAGAGAAGUCAGGAGUGCAUCCAUCAUUUUGUUGUUGA